UUCACAUUUAUGAUUUCAUAUUAGGAUAAAUAAUUAAGUAGUCUUUUUUAGACGAAUAGCGUGAAAUCAAUUAUUCCUCUCCCUAAUAGUUAACGAAUAUAAUUUUGAUCGUGGGAAUCUCUUUCCAGGGAUUGUUAUUAUUCCACGAUGCGAUCGUUGAUGCGGUUCCGACAACUUGUGCGGCUGAGCGCGCUCCAGCCAAACGGGAAAGCACAUUCAGUAAUAGCGCCUAGUGGGACUACGCUUUCUCGGAUUCCUGUCCCUGUUCUUCAUCCACUCAGUUCCAAGUCUUUUCAUACAGCCCAGUAUAAUUUUGCCAAAGCGGAUGAGAAAAAGGCCGAAAGUCCUGCUUCAUCAAUUUUUAACAUUCAGGACGAAGAAGACUUUAAUAAAAGAGUCCUGCAAAGUGAAACUCCUGUAAUUGUGGAUUUUCAUGCCACAUGGUGUAGACCGUGCAAACUACUGGGCCCUCGUUUGGAAGCUCACGUUGCAGAAGGAAAAGGAAAAGUGAACAUGGCCAAAGUCGAUAUUGACGCAUUAGACGACAUUGCCUGCAAAUACAAUGUUAGAAGCGUACCGACCGUCAUUGCUAUGAAAAACGGAAAAAUUGUGGAACAGUUUAUCGGUCUUGUGGACGAUGACAGAAUUAAAAGCGUGAUUGAAAAACUGUUACACUGAUAUCAUGAUUGUACUAGCAUUACAAGUAGAAGUACAUACCUUUAGAAUAUUGUGCAUAGAAUGGACUGUGUGAAAAAGAUGUUAACGCGGUUAAUUUGCUUUUCCUUGUAAGUUGUGUAGCGAUGGAAUUUUAUUUGUUAUUAUGCUAGCAUCCCUGUGGAACAUGGCCCAGGAAUAUGUGGUGUGUGGAAAUUUUCAUGUCGAGUACAUAACACGAAAUAUCAUUUGCUGGCUUUGUGC
Molecule: messenger RNA, 918 nt
Organism: Paramacrobiotus metropolitanus
Lineage: Eukaryota; Metazoa; Tardigrada; Eutardigrada; Parachela; Macrobiotidae
Product: thioredoxin, mitochondrial-like
Exons: 4
Coding region: 148-678 (176 amino acids)
Cellular component (GO): cytoplasm
Molecular function (GO): protein-disulfide reductase activity; oxidoreductase activity, acting on a sulfur group of donors, disulfide as acceptor
Source: RefSeq, a predicted model, not a curated record